Bipolaris victoriae FI3 is the source of this 1305-nucleotide messenger RNA. RefSeq lists its product as hypothetical. The transcript has a single exon. The annotation marks the transcript as partial. The record is from RefSeq and is a predicted model, not a curated record. NCBI's taxonomy places the organism in Eukaryota, Fungi, Ascomycota, Dothideomycetes, Pleosporales, Pleosporaceae.
CGCUCAACCUCGCGAUCGCGCCGAUCUUACCCGAACCUCCACAAUCUCUCCAUAGCCCCGCUCAGCGCCAAAUACCCACUCGAUGCAUCUGUUCCACCAUCACCCGACGAGCCGGGAACCCAGACACCUCGCACAUCCUACAUAGCCCAGAAGUCUGCUCCAGCCACACCAGGCGUGUUGAGCCUCAGUCAAACCCGAAGCAGCUCGAGACAGCAUACCAGAAAGGCCUACGCAUAUGACAGCUACUUCGUCGACACCAAUUCUGAGAUCCGAGCAGCUGGCGAUAUACCAAAAGCCAAGAGCACAAGCGUAUUGCAUCCUGGAGUUAGCUUCACAGAUGAAGUCGCGAGCGUGACGGAAGCCAGCAAGCCGCGGCAUCACACAAGAAAAGGCACCGCGCCUCUCCCUCUCUUCUCACCCCCCAUCAAACACCACACCAAAGAAUCAAACCAUGAAUGGCUCCACCGCGCGGGCCUCGCCAUCGCCGGCGAAACAAGAGAUAGCAAAGGCCAAAGCUGGCUUGUCCGCCGUGAAAGCUCUACAAGCCUCGUAGGCCAAGACAAUGAAUACAACCCCGAUGCCCCUCACGACAACAACCACAACAACCACAUGGUUCUUCUAUCUGGCGAACACGUCAAUGAAGCAGACUACCCGUCCUUCUUCUCCCCCCGCAUGUCGCGCGCCGGCAGCAGGUUCCCCAGCCGCAUUGGAUCACGCGUCCCCAGCGCGCGUCCCAGUCGUCGCGGCAGCAGAGUAGGCAGCCGCGUAGACCUCAUGACGGGUCUGGGCAUCAAAACGGUGUCUGAACCCGAAGAACGCUUCAUUGAGCCCGAUUUCAUCGAAGCCGACGAGGACUCUGACGGCGACGAAGAAGAGGUCGCGCGGUUAGCACGCGAACGCGGGUUUGGCCUCGGAGGCUGGAUGGAUCGCUUGAUUGGGUGGUCGUUGUUUGCAGUCGAUGAGGAUAGAGAGGGGUCGGACGAGGAUGAUGAAGAAGAAGAAGAAGAGGAGGAGGAUGACGCGCGUGAGGGUAAGGGAAUGAGUGGUAAGGAGUUGAAGUUGGAUGAUUUGACAAAGGAGGAACUUAAGCUCAGGCGCGAGGUCGAGGCCAAGCGCAGGAAAAUGGAGCGUGAGGCGAUUAUUGCGGCCGCUGCGGUUAAGAGUCACCAUGGCGAGGGGGAGACGGGAAGUCGACCGAGUACGGCGGGAGAAGCUAGUGAUGAUCAGAUGAGGCGCGUGAAUGAUGAGGCCGGUGGGUGGCAGGAUGCUGCCUGGUUGCUUAGUGUAGCGUCCAAGGCUCUUUUC